Puma concolor (puma) is the source of this 1353-nucleotide messenger RNA. Lineage: Eukaryota; Metazoa; Chordata; Mammalia; Carnivora; Felidae. The record is from RefSeq and is a predicted model, not a curated record.
AUGAGUGAUUUCAGUGAAGAAUUGAUAAGGUCCAAGACAGAGGAUGACCAGGAGGAAUCAUGUGUAUUGUCUGGUACAGGAAUGUAUUUUCCUUGGCUCCAAAAGCAUAUAGACACUGUGGAAACUGGAGGAAAAAAGGAGAAGGAUUUUGCUCAGACAACCAGUGCUUGUUUGAAUCGUAUCCAAGAAGCUUUGCUGAAGCACCAGUGGCCACAAGCUGCAGGGUACAUGCACAGUUACUUCCAGAUCCUGGAAGAUUCAGACAGCCACAAGAGGCAGGCUGCACCCGAGAUUAUUUGGAAGCUCGGAAGUGAAAUUCUAUUUUAUCAUCCCAAAAGCAACAUGGAGACUUUCAAUACCUUUGCUGACAGGAUGAAAAACAUGGGUGUCAUGAAUUACUUAAAGAUCUCCUUACAACAUGCAUUAUACCUUCUGCAUCAUGGAAUGCUUGAGGAUGCAAACAGAAAUCUCAGUCGUGCAGAGACGUGGAGAUACGGGGAAAAGUCAUCUUCCCAGGAAGUGUUAAUCAACCUUAUUCAGGCCUAUAAAGGGCUUUUGCAGUAUUAUACUUGGUCUAAAAAGAAGAUGGAAUUGUCUAAUCUUGAUGAAGAUGACUAUGCUUACAACACAGCAUCCCAGACUAUGCUCAACCACAGUUGGAAGACAUCGGUAAACCUUGGUGCCUUGAUUCAAACUCCUGGAGUUUGGGACCCUUUUGUGAAGAGUUAUGUAGAGAUGCUGGAGUUCUAUGGGGAUCAAGAUGGAGCCCGAGAGGUACUCACCAAUUAUGCCUAUGAUGAAAAGUUCCCGUCAAAUCCAAAUGCUCACGUCUACUUAUACAACUUUCUAAAGAGGGAGAAGGCACCAAGAGAGAAACUGAUAAGUGUGCUGAAGAUUUUGUAUCAGAUUGUACCAUCUCAUAAACUCAUGUUAGAAUUCCAUAGAUUACUGAAAAAAUCAGAAAAAAAAGACCACCAUAAACUUGGGCUGGAAGUAUUAUUUGGAGUCUUAGAUUUUGCUGGAUGCACUAAAAAUAUAACUGCUUGGAAAUAUUUGGCAAAAUAUCUGAGACAAACUUUAAUGGGGAACCACCUUGCCUGGGUCCAAGAAGAGUGGAACUCCAGGAAAACCUGGUGGCCUAGCUUUCACUUCAGCUCCUUUUGGGCAAAAAGCGAUUGGAAAGAGGAUAUAGCUUUGGCUUGUGAGAAGGCUUUGGUAGCUGGAAUACUGUUAGGAAAAGGUUGUAGAUACUUUCGGUAUAUUUGCAAACAAGAUCAUCAAGUCUUAAGGAAAAAAAUAAGGCGGAUAAGGAAAUCUGUGAAAAAACACAGUAUUGUAAACCCAGGACUCUGA